Paramisgurnus dabryanus is the source of this 1304-nucleotide messenger RNA. RefSeq names its product grass carp reovirus (GCRV)-induced gene 2p (gene gig2p). Gene Ontology annotation, molecular function: NAD+ poly-ADP-ribosyltransferase activity. Lineage: Eukaryota; Metazoa; Chordata; Actinopteri; Cypriniformes; Cobitidae. The record is from RefSeq and is a predicted model, not a curated record. Gene Ontology annotation, cellular component: cytoplasm.
AUCCGUUGUCGGUUUUUAAUACAUAAUAACAGAUUCCUCCUUCCUUAAAGCAAGGUUAUCCUAGUUUUGCAGUCUAUGGGUUGGUCUGGUAAAGAAGAAAUGAAAGUGAAAGUUUUGUUGUUAUUUCAGAGUAAGCUAAACGCAUAGACAAAGACGAAAGACAUACGUGGCAUUUCCUAUUUGUUUAUUUGCAAGAAUCGUAUAAGCAUACACCACUUUUAAUCAAAAUGUCCUUCAUCCAAUUUUUUGGCUGGGAGGUGCACUAUGACGAGGACAGUCACCUUCAGGCAAAUCAGGAAGCCAAAUCUGGCAAACGUUAUACCAUGUAUCACGGCACCAAAGUCCAAACAGCUCAGAUGAUCAUACAAAAUGGCUUCACGCAAUCAUCAGAUGGAAUGCUGGGACCUGGAGUUUACGUGAGCCGCAAUCAAAAGAAAGCAGAACGCUAUCCGCUGAACUCCCCACCUACUGACAGAGUAGUGCUUAAAUUAAGUGUUGACUGCGGAAAAAUCAAAAGAAUCGAUAAGGACAACCAUCCACUACAGAAGACCUGGCAUAAUGCUGGCUACGACACCGCUUGGGUCCCGCCUAAUUGUGGCAUGAAAGCUGUGCCUAGUGGUCUAGAAGAAGACUGUGUUUGGGACCCACAACGAAUUGAGGUCAUAGAUAUUGCUUUAGCACCAAACACAGCCAUCCUAAAUAAUCUCAAGCAGCUCAUUACUUCAAACCCAAAACGUUUCUCCAAAUCUGCCAACUCGGGUGCUUGUCAAUAUUGUAAUGGUAAACCUGGACCGGCACAUUCUGUACAGGCCUGCUGGGGGUGUGGAGAUACUGUCUGCACUCUUAUGACCAAACACAAGUGUAAUACCUGGGGCUUUAUGUAAAUAUAAAUAAUGUAUAUGUAUAAGCUUAAUUCAUGAAGUUUAUUUAAACUGAAAAGUAGUUAAUCAAUAUAAGUUUACAUUGUUCUUUCUUCAAACCUCUCAGGGAAGUGAAACAUCUAUGCCACAUUUGUAUCAUUUACUUUUUCUUUCUGUGAUUUGUUUGCUAAGCCUGUUAGAAUGUGAAUUUUUUUUUUCAUAAUCAUGUUUUUCCUGCUUCUUUUCUCAGGUUAGACAAUAUUUCAACACUUCUUUCUUUCAAUCAUUUAAGAUUAUAAAAUGUAGUACUGUAAAUCUUGGUGGUUUAUGCUGUUUAAGUCAAUAUUUGAUAUUAAAGACCAAAGGGUUUCCAAAUGAUGUUAAUUUGGAUAAAGCUGACCCACUGGUGUGUUAUAUUUUGGUAUUAAACUUUUAUGAUUCUCA